CAAAAAACAAAAAGAAUAGAUGACAACUACUCUUCCUUUUAUAUCGAAGAAUAAGAACUAGUAUUGAAUUUAAAAAUAGUAGUGUGGAAAUGAAGGCAGUAACUUGGUAAAAGGACUCUCAUGGACUCUUUGAUUAUGAGACCAAAUCUUUAAGCGUUAAAAAGCAUAGAGUCGAAGGAUCGUGUAAAGUCUGCAGAGAAGGUUUGAUAAGUCGAUUUAUAAUUAGACAACGAGAUAGUUAUUUAGGAAGGCAAAAAUAAAGAUGAAGCACACAUGCCAUUAACAUCCAUAUAAGCUUAAGGAGGUAAUAUUAAAAAUGAUUUUGAGACUAAUAUUUUAUAUCACCUAAUCAAAGUUCAACAGAGAAUGACAAUUAUUUGAUUGUUCGUAGUUUAAAAAAUGCAGAUGGAGUGUAGAAGGUACGAAUCUAUAUUUUAUACGAUAGGGUUACACUUUAUAGGAAGGGGACUUGUUGAAAUUGGGUAGAGUAGAGUAUCAUGUCAUUGAGAUUCGAGAUGCAAAGGGAUAAAUCAGAUCAGUGAAGGACGUUUUCUAGUCGGAAGCAAAGUUGGCCCCACCAUUGGAAGGUGGUGUUGCUAAACAAUGCAAAAUAUGUUUGCUAGAGGAGGAAACCCCCGAAGAUCCCUUUAUAACACCUUGCAAAUGUAAUGGAAGUUGUGCCUAUGUGCAUUUCAAUUGUCUCAAACAUUGGUUGGACAGCAGGGGAUAUAAGAAAGAGUCUGGCAACACAAUUUCUUACAGAUGGAAAAAGUAAUCACAAUUAAUUCUAAAAUUGUAGAUUAGAAUGCGAAGUUUGUUAGGAAUUGCUGCCUUAACAAAUAAGAUUCAAAGGGAAGGUACUGGAUUUGGCAUCUCUGGAAAGGCCCAAUCAACCAUAUAUUAUAUUGGAAAAUACACAAAUUUCUGAAAAGGAUAAGAAGGCUCAAAGAGGAAUAUAUUUGAUAAAAGGGACAGCUGAUGAUUAGGUGAAAUUGGGUCGUGGUCAUCAAUGUGAAAUUCGUAUAUCAGAUAUCUCAGUGUCAAGACUUCAUGCAUUUAUUAAAUAUGAGAAAGGCAAUUUUGUUAUCAUUGACAACAACAGUAAGUUUGGUACUUUAGUUCGAUUAUCAACACCAUAUCUUAUCUGUAUGGAUAAAAUUGCAAUUCAAGUAUGAUUAAUGAUUUAGAGACUUUUAGGUUGGAAGAACAGUGUUGACAUUUGUUAUGAAAUCUUUUUCAAGUUUUAAUACAAAUACUCAUGCUGGAAUUGCAGCUCUACACAAUGGAGAAUAAGGCAGAAUAAUGGUUUAGACUGGGUUUUAAGCAGGUAGUAACAAAACCUAGUCGAUUAACAAUAACUAAAAAAAGCAUGACAAGCACACUGGAUAAUGAUAUUUAUUUUAAAUACAAUCUACAAAUACAC
This is a messenger RNA of Paramecium octaurelia, 1423 nucleotides long. Lineage: Eukaryota; Ciliophora; Oligohymenophorea; Peniculida; Parameciidae. The record is from the annotation of a GenBank genome assembly.